UGCUCAAGUAAACUGGCUGGAUGAUAGGAGAGGCUGCAAAGCUUGUGAAGCAAUCAAUAUGAGUGUAAUACAGGACGUUGCUCACCAACAACACUGGAUGAUGAUGAUGUGCCCUUGAGAUCAUGGAUGGGCGUUGUCGCGGAGGGUCUUGAGACAGCUGUGGGGGGCACACUUGCCGCUGCAGGUGCUAGUGAAUCGGUAAGUGCAGUUGACAGUGAACGAGUGGCAGUUGGCGGCUAGGAAGCAAAAUCAGAAUAUUGUUUUCAACCAUUAUAACACAUAUCCCCACCCGACGUAAAGCCAACCUGAAGCACGAGAACAUUUCGGUCAGCGUCCAGUGCUCAACGAUGUGAAAGAGAGAAAGACCAUACCCCGCCGUCCGGAUUUGGAAGUCAAAUCCACGUGGAUAAUUUGGCGCCCAUCUGCAUCCAACUGCCCUUGGUAUCGAGCCCAAAGACCGUUCGCUCAAAUCCCAGAAGACCUCGAGAGGGGUGAGUUUAUGAUUCUAUGCUGCCCGAAUGCUCCCAGAGACUGUUCCCAAGUGUUCUGUCUGGCCAAGAUGUCGAGAUUCCGAUUGUACAGGAUGGAUGGACGACUCCGCCAACGGAUGACACUGGAGCUCCUGCAGCUGGCUUUGCUUGUGACCUCCUUCAAACUAUAACUGAUUACGAGUUGUCUUAGCUCAAGAAACCGCCGACUCAAACCGGCACCUUCCCCUCACGAACACCAUGGCAUCGUCAGUAAAGGCCGUUCAGACUUUCGGCAAAAAGAAGACCGCGACUGCGGUUGCCCACGCAAAGGAGGGUCGUGGCCUCAUUCACAUCAACGGCUCCCCCAUUACUCUCCUCCAGCCCGAGAUCCUCCGCUUCAAGGUCUACGAGCCUAUCCUCACAGCUGGUGAGGAUGCCUUCAGCAUUGUUGACAUCCGCGUCCGUGUGAAGGGUGGUGGACACACUUCGCAAGUCUACGCUAUCCGUCAGGCCAUCGCCAAGGCUCUCGUUGCAUACUAUGCCAAGUACCAGGAUGCCUACAGCGCUAUGGAGUUGAAGAAGAAGCUCGUUGCCUAUGACAGAACAUUGCUCAUCGCUGACCCCAGACGGAUGGAGCCGAAGAAGUUCGGUGGUCAUGGUGCUCGUGCUCGCAGGCAGAAAUCUUACCGAUAAACGAUGGGUUGCGGGUUUGCGGCGGUCGUUUUUGCUUUGCAGUAUCAUGUUCUACUAUUUUCUUCAUGCUCUAUGCGAUGUUAACAUGCAACAUUCGUAUGAAUCGUCUGUAUGCCUCCGUCUGAAAAUUUGAGCAAAUUGCAACCGUCUGAGCCUAGAAGACAGAUGCUAUCUCUAAUUAUAUUUGGAAAUCUUCCUACUUCUCGUAAUAUUAAGUACUCUAACCUUGAUAGUCUCAGCUUCUGAAACUCAAGCUGCUGCUUGUGCUAAUGAACGCCAACACUUGUUUG
Somion occarium is the source of this 1453-nucleotide messenger RNA. The record is from the annotation of a GenBank genome assembly. Lineage: Eukaryota; Fungi; Basidiomycota; Agaricomycetes; Polyporales; Cerrenaceae.